Messenger RNA from Toxorhynchites rutilus septentrionalis, 2280 nucleotides. RefSeq lists its product as uncharacterized. Gene Ontology annotation, biological process: DNA integration. The transcript has a single exon. Gene Ontology annotation, molecular function: nucleic acid binding. The record is from RefSeq and is a predicted model, not a curated record. The coding region runs from base 1 to 2280 and encodes 759 amino acids. NCBI's taxonomy places the organism in Eukaryota, Metazoa, Arthropoda, Insecta, Diptera, Culicidae.
AUGCAGAAUAUCGGGUCCUUCAAACUACCAAGAAGUUAUUUCAGCGGGGCCAAAUCGAGCGAGAUAGAGGGUCUUGAGUUACAUAUACUAGCUGACGCAAGCGAAAAGGCCUAUGGGUGUGUGGCUUACUUUCGAGCGAUUGUUAAGGGCGAAGUGAGGUGCGCAUUGGUGAUGAGUCGUUCUAAGGUGGCUCCACUAAAGCAGGUAUCAAUACCGCGCCUAGAGCUACUAGCAGCAGUUCUUGGCGCACGACUAUUACGAACGAUUCAUGAAAACCACAGUUUUGCGAUUCACAGAGUCAUCUUCUGGGUUGACGCUAGUGUCGUCCUUUCGUGGAUUCGGUCAGAUCAGAGGAGGUACAAGCAGUUCGUCGGUUUCAGAAUUGGCGAGAUUCUCAGUAUAACUAAAGUGAGCGAUUGGCGUUGGAUACCGACUAGACUAAAUGUGGCUGAUCAGCUAACGAAAUGGGGUAAAGAUCCGGAGAUGCAUUCCGACAGUGUGUGGGUACGAGGACCCACAUUUUUAUACGAAAUCGAGCAGAACUGGCCAAAAAAGGAACUACCGCCAGCAAACACAACAGAAGAACUUCGUAUCCACUUAUUAUUGCACGAAACAAAAGGACAAGCAAUUCUAAUCGAUGCAACGCGUUUUUCCAAGUGGAACGUGCUCGUUCGGACAAUCGCGCCCGUAUUUCGCUUCAUCUCGAAUUGCAAACGAAAGACCAAAGGGUUACCGAUUGAGACAUUGAAACCAACGGAACGACAGGCGAAGGCGUUGAAGCAGAAUACAAUGGCCUGCAUACGUGUACCGUUGCAACAAGAGGAGUAUGAAAAGGCAGAACAUUGUCUGCUAAAAAUGGCACAGGCGGAAAGCUUCAUCGACGAGCUGAAGGUGCUGAAACGAAAUAAAGAUAGACCAAUAAAUCAAUGGCUUCCGUUAGAGAAAUCCAGUCCACUGAAAAAGCUGACUCCGCUAAUCGACGAAAAUGGCUUGAUUCGAAUGGAAGGCCGCUGCGAGCGAGCAGAAGAUCUUCCGUUUGAUUUAAGGUUUCCAGUAAUUUUACCAGACAACUCAAGGAUUACCAAUCUGAUUGUCCAAAACCUUCAUGAGAGGUGUGGUCAUGGAUAUCGACUAGCGGUGAAAAACAAACUCAGGCAGUCGUUUCACGUAAUUCAUGUGGAUGCAGUGGUGAGAAAGGUAUCGUCGGCUUGCAUCUGGUGCAAAGUUCAUCGUAAUCGUCCUCAAGUUCCUAGAGAAUCUCCGUUGCCAGUGCAGCGAUUGACUCCGAAUCUCAGACCAUUCAGUUUCGUGGGAGUUGAUUACAUGGGACCAUUUGAAGUGGUUGUUGGACGGCGCAAAGAAAAACGCUGGAUAGCAUUAUUCACAUGCAUGGUAACGCGAGCGGUGCAUCUAGAGGUGGCUCAUGGGUUAACCACGCAGUCCUGCUUGAUGGCGAUAAGCCGUUUCAUCUGUCGUCGAGACUGGCCGAUCGAAUUUAUUUUCGAUAACGGUACCAAUUUUCAAGGGGCUAGUAAAGAGUUAUUGGCGCUGCUUGAAAACAUCGUGUUCGAUUGUGCAGAUCAAUUCACUAAUGCGAGGACUAAGUGGAGAUUCAAUCCACCUGCGGCACCUCAUAUGGGGGGUGUGUGGGAGCGACUGGUUCGCUCAACCAAAGAAAUUUUGAAGGCCCUAGAUGAUGGUAAACGACUUACUGAUGAGAUUCUCCAGACGUGCAUCGUGGAAGCAGAGGACAUGAUAAAUUCACGUCCGCUUACGUACGUGUCACAAGAAUCAGAUGAAAUGGAAGCGUUGACGCCAAAUCAUUUCCUGCGGGGCCCUCCAUCCAGCCUCCGAAACGCAGCGAUUCCACCCCCGUAUCCGGCUGAGGCUCUUCGAGAUACCUACAAACGAUCACAACAGUUAGCGAGUGAGCUGUGGCAACGCUGGAUCAAAGAGUAUGUUCCGUCAUUGAAUCAACGCACAAAGUGGUUUGGCGAAACGAAACCACUGAAAGCGAGCGACUUGGUGUAUAUUGUCGAAGGCAACAACCGGAAGUGCUGGGUCCGCGGAAUAGUAGAAGAACCCAUCGUGUCUAGCGAUGGACGUAUACGGCAGGCAUGGGUGCGUACCAGAACUAAGCGAUACAAGCGUGCUGUAGUGAACUUAGCCGUGCUGGAGUUAGAAGCUGGUAACACCGAACCGGACAUAACUUCCGGACCAGGGUUACGGGUCGGGGAAUAUGUUGGGAGCACUGCAGAUCUACUACCGCACGGUAUGUGA